Messenger RNA from Prunus armeniaca (apricot), 1689 nucleotides. NCBI's taxonomy places the organism in Eukaryota, Viridiplantae, Streptophyta, Magnoliopsida, Rosales, Rosaceae. The record is from the annotation of a GenBank genome assembly.
AUGGCUCCUAAACGCUCGAAGACUACUAAGUCGGCGAGUUCGGUGAGGCUAUAUUCUUCUCUCACAUUGACGCUGAGAGGUCCCUACAGAACUCCACUCUUGGGUCCUCAUUAUCAUCAAGCUAAGCCCAAAAAUUUGCUGGCUUUGGACACUCGUUUGGUUCGAGCUCCAUUUUCCUAUGGUUUGGAGGACAUCGACUGGGGGUCGUGGGAUGCGAACUUGGAGCAAUUGGGUUCGAACCCUGACGUGACUCUUCCUGAGGGUUUCCUUCCUUGGGCUGAUUGGGUAGAUGCGAUGCUGCCCUUGUUUAGAGACAAAUGGAUGCUGAAAGGUAUCUUUCAUGCCAUCAUGCUAUCAAAACACCAAGUUGUUCUGAACCCUUCAUUGAUAGGCGCUGCUUUAUGUUUUUGGGAUAGCACUUCGAAUUCUUUUGCUUUUGGUCUCAAGCCCAUGACUCCCACCAUUCUGCAUAUGACGGCCCUUUUUGGCCUCAAGCCCCAUGGUCUUAGUAUCGACGUCUUAGUGGAUUAUGAGAUGAAGAAUCGGAAGAUUGGGGUUCCGAUGAGGGCUAGCGCAUCCAAAAUUAUGCGACUGAAGACCUACUCUGGCCUUGUGAUGACGUACCAAGAGGGUGUGAAGACCGAAUACUUGCAUUUGGCUGAAGCUCUUCACAAUGAGUCAAAUCUUGUGACGGCCCCUUUCAUCGCAGGAUCGGAGUCUUUAGAAGAUGAUGCUUCGGCUAUUGCUCUGGUUACUAGACCGAGAAGGCCAGUCAGCACCGAGGAGUGCUUUAUUUUCUUUAGGGAAUGCAUGCAACGUCCCAGAAUGAUCUGGCUUCGCUCUCUACUUAGUGAUACGUUCUGGUUCGCAGAAAGAGGUCUUUACAAGGCUCCUCGACACUGGAGGGAUUUGAUUGAUUUUCGAUCCCAAUUACGUGCUGAUAUAAGUGUCGCCUGUCUGGCCAGCAGAGAUCUUUUCUUCGAAGGGGUUCACACUGAAAAGACAUCUCGGAGUGAUGUUCAUGCUACUGACGAAACUCAAGCCCUGCCCCCUAUUUCUCCCGUACCUCCUCCUACUUCUGGUUUGUAUCUUAGGUCCAAAGAAAAAGGAAAAGCUCCUUUGGAAGAGCAUGAUGAAGAAGAUAGUGAUGAUGACGAAGAUGAAAUGCCGCUUCAAAGGAAACAAAGAGCUUUAGAUUUCGAUUCGGCCCCUGGAGAUGUUGGAAGUAAGAGGGCAAGAGUAGAAUCUUUUCCCGAUACUGAGGAAGCGUCUUUAGUGGGCCUAGAAGAUGUGCCUCAGCGACUGGGUAAGGAAAAGGUUUCUGGCCUUUUUGUUGUUAAAGAGUCCAAAAUGGUGACGCUGAAGGUGAGGACCAUUAAGCUCGAGGAAGGGGUUGAUCUUCCACCUUAUGAGCCAUAUUCGGGCCGAGAUGUUGCUGCUGAAGGAAUACUUUCGAGGAGAGGCCCUAUUUUCCAGAGUUCAAGCAUGCCAAGGACUCAUGGGCCCAGAUUUGAGCGCGUUGUCAAUCUUACCAGCGCAAUGGGCAAACGUAUUGUCAUGGAACAGAAGCAGCCAGAUGUGGUACUUGCUAAUGCAGUGAAUAACCUCAGUUCUCUUUGGAAUACAAUCCGGGCCCCCAAUUUUGAUCCGGUGGUGGAUCCUGACACCUUAUCGGGAAUGAUGCCUUAG